UACCUGUAGCUUCUGUCGCCGCUUGGCCGAUCACAGGGAAUGCCUUUAAACACUUCAAAACACUAGUGCUGGACAACAGUUGGAGUUCUGUGUUGUUGAUGGUUUUAUUCUGGAAGAGUUACAUUAAUUACUUAUCAUUACAACUACUUAUUCUUAAACCUACCGCAGUUUCUCUUCCCUCUUAUCGUGAUGGCGCAAAUCGGUCUAAUUCCGCCAAAUUGUUUCCCUCUGUUUAUGUCCGUCAAAUUAGCAUUGCCUAGUUAGCGUCGAAGUGUGACGGUGGAAACGGAACACAGCAACGAAUUUUUUUAUUUUUAAUUAUUUUACUGUUUAGCCACUAAAUUGAUUGAAAUAAUGUUUAGAAUUGUAAAGAAUUGAAUAAUUUAUAGUUUUUUCUUACUUUGGGCGGGAUCAACAACUUUGAAAUACCAUUAAAAUACAUUUGAAAAAUUGGCCCCACACUGUUUUGGGUCCUAGCUCAGAAAUAAGAGGAGGCCCCAAAAAGCCCGAUAUUGCAGCUAAUAGGUCAAAAUAUUGAGGGUAAUUCCUGAAAGUUUCAUAAAAGUCGCUCCCUACGUUUUGGAGAAAAUCGGAUAAAAGUGGGCCAAUCUCGUUGACGGCCCAUACAAAAAUGACCACCAAAAAUUGUUUUUAAUAUUCUGAAGCUCUAAGAGGAGGCCCCCAUAUGCACGGUAGUUGAGUCGAUGUAUCACCUUUUCUAGUAUAUCUGGAGCAAAAAUCAUUCAAAUCGCUCCCUACAAUUUUGAGAAAAUCGAUUUAUAGUUCCCCAUUGAUUUUAAUUGAUAAGGGAGGCGCCAACUCGUGAACCGGAACCAGUCCACGAACAAGUUCGUUCCACUAGUUCCAAAUCUACAGACCGCAUGAAUAUGAUUAUUGAGUCCUUUACAGAGGAUGCCCCAUUAUGCACGGUAUGCCGUUGCAAAGCUAAUUUUUCAUAUAAUUUAAUAAGACUAUUUGCAUUAAAAUCGCUCCCUACAAUUUGACGCAAUUUAUCUUUAAAAAUUUCUGCAUUUUCUUAACCAAUACUGGACCUUGUUCCCAACACAAAUCGCGCCAAUGUUAAAUUUGAAUGGCCCCACAUGCUUUCUUUAUGGAGGAUGCCCCAUUUUGCACGGUAUACCAUUGUAAAGCUAAUUUUUUUCUGAAUCGAAUGAGAUUAUUUCUAUCAGAAUCGCUCCCUACGAUUCGAUGGAAUCAAGUCUUGAAAAUUUCUGAACCUAUUUUACCAAUACUGGCCCCAUAACCGGUUCACAUGUUUUGAUGCUGGCCAACAUGGCGGCAGCCAUGAUCGAAUUUGAAUUUCCCCAUUAUCUCCCCUUAUAGAGGAUGCCCCAUUUUGCACGGUAUAUCACGAGAAAGCUAAUUUUUUGCUUAAUCGAAUACCGGUCGUUCCAUUCAAAUCGCUCCCUACGAUUCGAUGGAAUCAAGUCUUAAAAUUUUCUGAACCCAAUUGAGCAAUACUGGACCCAUAACCGCAUCACAUGUUUGUGACGCUGCCCAACACGGAGCCCGCCAUGAUCGAAUUUGAAUUUCCCCAUUAACUCGCUUUAUAGAGGAUGCCCCAUUUUGCACGGUAUAUCACGAGAAAGCUAAUUUUUUGCUUAAUCGAAUACCGGUUGUUCCAUUCAAAUCGCUCCCUACGAUUCGAUGGAAUUAAGUAUUCAAAUUUGUACAUGCUUAACAGGUGCUUAACAGCACAAUGUUGUAAAAGCUCAACAGUCACAUGUGUUGGCCUAUUUUCAACACUGAAUGGGCGCCAUUCCCCAUUUCCAUUUAACAAUUGAGAAGAUGCCGGUAUUCAUAAAGAAUUGUAACGUAGCUUUAUAUGAAUAUGUGCCACGCCGUGGUCGCUGGGCCCCGGGACAGGCACGAGGACGGGCCCCGGGAGCCCCACGCGGACGGGCCCCUGGAGCGCCCCGAGGACAGGCCCCGGGAGCGCCCCGCGGACGGGCCCCGGGAGAGCAAGGAGAACGGGCCCCGGGAGCGCCGCCAGGCCAGCUCCGACGUCGGCCACGGCGGGCCCGGAACCCAGCAGCCACAGAAACAGGAGCAGCAGGUCCAGAAGCAGCCACUGAACCAGCUGCAGCAGCCACUGAACCAGCUGCAGCAAUGCAAGCAGAAGCAGCAGUGACUGCCGGUCCUGAUUCUGAAGAUUCUGAAGAUUCUGAAAAUUAAAAUUUCUUAAAAAGUGAAAAGAAAAAAUAUAAAA
Drosophila ananassae is the source of this 2230-nucleotide messenger RNA. RefSeq lists its product as uncharacterized. The record is from RefSeq and is a predicted model, not a curated record. NCBI's taxonomy places the organism in Eukaryota, Metazoa, Arthropoda, Insecta, Diptera, Drosophilidae. The transcript is spliced from 2 exons. Bases 1847 to 2152 code for a protein of 101 amino acids.